AACAUUAAACAAUUUAUUUUCGUUUUGCAUUUUCGUCAAGUUUCGUUUUUCCACUUUUCUAGCUUCGGCUGUAAACAUCGUUAAUAUCUGUUGACAAUAAAUUGUCUUAACGAUUCGUAUAUUUUUGUAUAGUUUACGAACCCGUACUGCAUGUAGUGCUUACUUAUCAAAAGUCAUUCCUUAAAAAAUAAAAAAAGGUACUGUAGUAAAGAUGCUUGUCAGAAGUGUAUCACGAAGACUAUGGAGCACAUUACGUUAUGAAAAAAGGUUUCUGUCUUCUGAACCAGCAAAACCACAACAGGAUGUCAAUUAUGGAGUGGAACCAAUUCAGUCAGAAGCCUUAGACAAAGAUAUAUGCCUGCUAGUGGAUGAAAAGGACAAUUUUAUUGGCACCGCAACGAAACGGGAGUGUCACAAGGUUGCAGACGAUGGCAGUAUCUUGUUACAUCGCGCCUUCAGUGUAUUUCUCUUUAACAAAAGAGGUGAUAUGCUCCUGCAAAGGAGAGCAAGUCAGAAGGUCACAUAUCCUGACUAUUACACAAAUGCUUGCUGCAGUCAUCCGCUGUACAUAGAUGAAAAACCUGAAGAUAUUAUCACAGCGGCUAGACGCAGAAUGAACUAUGAGCUGGGCAUACCCCUAAAUCAAAUGGAUCCGGAGCUGUUCACGUUCCUAACUCGCGUGCAUUACCACGACCCUGGCGAUGGCGUAUGGGGCGAGCAUGAGAUCGACCACAUCUUAUUCUUCCAGGGUGACGUCAGGGUCAAGCCAAACUCCGACGAGAUAUCCGAAUACUGUUAUGUACCUAAAAACGAAUUUAAUUCGUUCAUACCGACCCUUGAAGGACCGUUGACUCCGUGGUUUAACAUGAUUCGUCGUCAUCGACUGAAACUGUGGUGGGACAAUCUUCAUCGCAUUAAGGAACUCGCGGAGCCCGAUAAAAUAAACAAAUUCCUUAACGAAAAAUAAAUUAUUAAUUCUUAAAUAUUAAAUGUGUGGUUAUUAAUAUUUUUGUGGAUGGAAUUAUUUAUAUGAAUACAUAACUAUUCUUUUGAUUCUAAGGAUACUUCUAUUUUUUCUAUAUAAAUUAUAAGGCCUAGAUGCAUUUCUUAUGUUACUUAACCUUUAAUUAUGGUUAAUUAUUAUUUAUUAUUUACGGCUAAUAUCAUUUUAUUGUUUCUUAUCGGUAAUAUAUUUUAUCC
Messenger RNA from Parnassius mnemosyne (clouded apollo), 1200 nucleotides. The record is from the annotation of a GenBank genome assembly. NCBI's taxonomy places the organism in Eukaryota, Metazoa, Arthropoda, Insecta, Lepidoptera, Papilionidae.